UUAUUUACAUUGGGAGGCAGUUUCCAAGUUAUUGUAUCACUUAAAGGCAGUUGUUGCUAGUGGGGCAGUUUCAAUGGGAAAUGACUUAAAUUGCCCUCCAGGAAACCGUAACCAGAAUCAGUAUUCUCUUCCAUUAGUUAGAUGGGCUUUUGAAAUUUGAAAUUCAAAAUUCCCAGCUGGGCCCCGUCGAUUUUAAGUGAGCGGUUUAAUUGUGUCGUAAAAUCUUUUAUUUUUCACUCUUGCUUUCACGUUUAACGAGGGCUGGUGUGAGAAAACCUAAAAGCGAUUGAAAGGGUGAUUUCCGGGGGAGAAAAAGUGAACGGCACGAUGUCGAAGCGGCGAAGUAUACGUGGGGAAGAGACGGGGGCAGCGAACGCGAGCGCACGGAGGCGGAGCCUUCGUGGGAAAGAAAUUGCUGAGGGUAAAUUUUUUUUUUUAAACGCACCCCCGCCGCUGUCAAGUUUCCUUGGGUUUGAUUUUUUACUUUUUUCUUUCUCACUCGGUACAGAUUCGACGGAGGUGGAGGACGUUAAAGAAAGUCUACCCGGAAGGCUAUUUGCAACAGACCGCUUUCCUAGUGAGAGGGUUAAUACGUAUUCGACCACAGAUUUCCUGCUUUGUGUCAGGGAUUUGCUUAAGGGUAGUGUUGAAAUGGGGCAAAUAUUGGGCUCUUGCUUCGGGAGGCUGUUUAGUUUGCCUGUACGCCGGAUGUUGGCGGGUAAAGUGGUUCACGGGAUGUUGACAAGGCAAGUCGUCACGAAGAAGAAGUACGAACUGUGGCCGGUGUUUGGAGGGAAACCUUUCAGGUUCUCGUUGGUGGAAUUUGGGGAAGUAACUGGGUUGCCCUGUGGUGAGUUUGAAGAAGGCUACAGUAUCGACUACGAGUUGCCUCAGACAGAGGAGAACUACACGUACUGGGAGAAAUUGAUCGGUCCAGACCGUGAUUUACUAGUUGAAGAUCUCGUUAGGAUGGUUUCAGACGAAGCAGAGAUGCCGGGUUGGAGGAAAUUGCGUCUGUGUUUGAUUAUAAUUGUCGAUGGUGUGCUUGUUCCGAACGCGCAAAAACCGAAGCCUAGUCUGAAGCAUGUGAAUUUGGUGAAGAAUCUUAAGAAGUUCUUUGCUUUCCAGUGGGGCAGGGAGUCUUUUCUGGCGGCUAUUAGAACGAUGUUGCCAGGCCCGAAGGUAAUGGGGAAGUGCGAGGACCCCAAUGGUGAUUUCUGUAAGAAGCUCAGACAAAAGACUGUCAGAUUAUUGGGUUUCCCCCAGGCUCUUCAGUUGGUUGCUUUCGAGGUGAUCCCACGACUUCUUGUCCAGGCAGGUGGCGAUGAUAGUGUAACGCUGAUGAAUUUUCCUGGGAAGGUUUUGCCUCAACACUCCGGUCUGAAUGUCUGUGAUUUGCGGGAAGCUGAGCAUGAUCCCGCGCUGAUAGUACAGCCAAUGAUGGAGAUAAGUGGGGUUCACGAGGAGCGGUGGGGAGUUUGGGAUGACGAGAAGUAUGAUAAGAAGGUGGAUUAUUUGACGGGCCUGAUCAGGGAAGGGCAUGUGUUUAGCAAGUCCGACUGGGGUGGUGGCGAUUCUGGUGGACCUUUGUUUGUUUACGGGAAGAAAAAUGACAAAAAGCGGAAGGGAAAAGCUGUUGGUGGGGUCACGGCAGGGCCGGUUCUAAAACAGAGACGGCUCAGUGGCUAUUUCAAGCGGGAAAUAAUGGUGGAUGGGGAAGAACACGCUAGGAUGGUAUCGCGGGUGGAGGAACUGGGCACUGAGGUGCUUAGGCUGAAAGAGGUCGUUGAAAAACAGGGAAGGCAGUUUGUAAAAUGGAAGACUUUCAUGAAGGGGAAGAGUGCAGCGAAGAAGUUUGGUAGUGUGAGAAGGAGAGAUAAGAGGAAAACCGACGGCGGAGCUAGGGAUGGCACAGAGGAUUUUUAUAGUGAUGGGGGCGGGGCUGGUUACCGAAAAGAACAAAUGAGUGGGGAGAUUGGAGAAGACGAUUUUUCACGAGAAGAAGGUGCGAGGACAUCGUCGGAGGAGCGGCCGGCUUUGUUGGUAAGGAUGAAAGAAGGCGACGGGGUCCCGUUGCAAUGGGUCGAACCAGAUAGCGGGGAUAAUGUUCUCUAUCGUGCCUUGACCUCGCAAACUUACUUCGUCAGUGAGGAGGAGGGUAGCAGCGUUGACGGAGGUAGACGGGAUGAUGGAGGACAGGGCGACGGUUUAGACGAAAAAGGAUUGAAAACAUUGAAUGCUUUGGUUGAGGAUGUGGUGAAAGAUGCGACUGUUGAUGGUGGACACUGCAAAGGUCAGACGGGGAAAACAGGUGCGAGUGUCCGAAUCAACGACGGGGAUGAAACAGAGCGAGAGGUAUAGUGACGUGGACAAUCC
Molecule: messenger RNA, 2376 nt
Organism: Brassica rapa (field mustard)
Lineage: Eukaryota; Viridiplantae; Streptophyta; Magnoliopsida; Brassicales; Brassicaceae
Source: RefSeq, a predicted model, not a curated record